Molecule: messenger RNA, 678 nt
Organism: Drosophila serrata
Lineage: Eukaryota; Metazoa; Arthropoda; Insecta; Diptera; Drosophilidae
Product: guanine nucleotide-binding protein subunit gamma-1
Biological process (GO): G protein-coupled receptor signaling pathway
Cellular component (GO): heterotrimeric G-protein complex
Molecular function (GO): G-protein beta-subunit binding
Source: RefSeq, a predicted model, not a curated record
CCUCCAAGGCACAUCUGCGAAAGCUCCCAAGUAUUCGGCGGCAGUAUUAGCAUACCAGCUUCCACCAUAGGUCUCGCCGAGACAGCUGUCUUGGACAUAAUGGCUGCAAAUCUGCAACAGCAGCGCUCCAUCAACUCGCAGCUGCGACGCGAGGUGGGAAUCGAGCGGAUGCCCGUGUCGGAGGCCUGCUCCCUUAUGAUGAAGUACAUGUUGGAGAACGAGGAGGAGGACUGCCUCCUCAGCGGCUUCACCCAAAAGGUUAAUCCCUUCCGCGAGAAGAGCUCCUGCAGCAUCCUGUAGGUCUGCAUCGACCAACACCACCCGUUCCUAGCAGUAUUAUCCCAUAAAGUAUACUCAACUGCGGCGCAGAUUCCAGAGAUCACAGCCGCCGUGCCGUACCGUGUCGUGUAACCUAUUUGAUGUUCGUUGCAAGUGUGUGCUCUGACCUCAAUUAUGUCUAUAAACUGAAUAUAUAUGUAUACAAUGGAUCCGGGCAAGAAUUGAUUAACGAGUAAACAAGUAGAAGAGGAACCGUCUUGAGCUAAAUGCCUGCACAUCUGUGUAUAGUAAUAAUACCGUGUAUUUUGCUAAUCCUGUAGCUCUUUAUUGGAGAAACUAGCAAACAUCCUGUCUAUACCUAUUUAAAUGUUUCGACAAAAAUAAAUCUAUGUAGUCUGA